CUCAUUGUUGGUAUAGAUUUGACAAUUGACCUUAGCCAUUUGACUUGACAAUACAAACAAUGACAGUUGAAAAAGAAAUUCGUGAGGUGAGGAUGAAAAUUGAAAAAUGAAAUGAAUGGAACCCAGAAAGUUUUCGGAAAGAAAGAUUUACCUACCUACGUGAAAAAUAAUCGUGCAAAUGAAAAAUGGCAAUUCAUUUGAAAACGUGAAAUGCAAAAAAAUAUUUUCAAUAAUGAGUGACAAAAAAUACGAAAGAAUGUUGUUCCGACGUAGAUUUUGUAAACGUAUAAUUUUUAUGCUUGUAGGUUUUAGUCUAUCAUUUUUUGGAUCCAUUAUAAUGUUUGGUGAAUUGAAAUCUCCUAGAAUAUUACAACUAAUUGAGUUAAGCCGCUGCCCAGCAUGUUACGGGGUCUCGGUAUGUCCAGAAAUAUAUUCCAAUCAAAUUCUACUGGAAUCAGAAUAUUCGUGGACAAGAAUGUUUAAUGCGAAGAACAUUUACUAUGGCUUUACAAAAUCGAAUAGAAAAGUAGUCUUGAAGAAAUUAUCCCACAGUUGGGAGUUGAAAGAAUUUGACUCGAAACUGUGCCAGACAUGGGGCUUGAAAAAGAAUUGUAAACCAACCGAUUUAUUAGCUGUGAAAGGUGUAGAUGAGAAAAUUAAAAGUUUAGUUGCAUACAACUUAAGUGUUCCGGAAACGAAACCCAGAAAAGGCUUGGUAUAUUGUCCAUAUUCAUAUAGCAUCCACUCUCUUCUGUUGCCAGUUUUCAGUGCACAACAAACAGAUUACAGAUCAGACAUUAUAAAUAUUUGGACGAUGCUCAGCAUUAAUCCAGAACCAAUCAUUAUUCAAGCAAUACCUAAAUCCAAGGGCUGGCGGGUACCAGCAUUUGGUGGAGUCUGUGGUCGGGUAGAGCUUGUGGCGUAUGAAGGAGAGCCACUCUCAUCGUUGAUGCAUGUCGCCUGGAGCCGAAAGUUGAAAUUUGCAGCUGAAAUACUCUCUGCUGCUAUGGACUUUACUUUUAAACAUGACAGAUUUCGUUUCUACCUGAUGGACUGGUCCAUAGACAACAUAGUGGCGAACGAAAUAGACCAAGUGACCUUUAUAGACUUAGAAGACGUAAUUGUAGUGGACAAACAUAUAUCCCCAAAGAAAAAUCUUCCACAUUGGUAUAAACGUUAUUCUAGACAAAUCAAUGGCUCUGGAUUUACCUUCUCUAUAUCAGAUAUGUGUAAACAUCAUCUAAGUGACCAUAAUCUGUGGGCAGCAUGCUAUGUACUUGUAGGAGACGAGAACCCACUGUUGUAUCCAAUGCCAAAACAUGUUAAUGUGACCAGACCUGAUUUUGCAAUACUUUUAGAUCAAUGUUUGUAUGGGAGUGAUCGAUUUCGAACUGUGCCUAAACUACAAACUGUUGUAAAUGACAUGCUGGCCGAUGAAAGAAUUGUUGGAUUCGGAGGUCAUAGGUAAUAUUAAUAAUUUGAUUAGAUUUUUUUUAUUUUGCAUUUAUUUUUUAUUAUUAUUAUAUAUUAUUUUUAGAUUUAAUAGAUGUCAUGUUUAAAAAUACAUUUGUGUCAAGUAUGUAUGUUGAUGAAAUAUUGGUUGUGAAUUUGCCAUGAAGUUUUGGGUACGACAAAUUGAACGUAGGGUAUUUGAUUAAAACUGGCCUUAUGAAGAAUAUGGAAAUGUUAAAAUUGGCGUUUUUUUGUGAAUAUUGUUGAGGUUUUCUCCUAGUUUUUUAAGUGUUGUUUUGGCUGGAUUCAGAAAAGACUGAAUAUAAACUCGGCUGCCCGUGUCAUAAGAUAGAGCUUUAAUUUUAAGUGUUUUAAUAAUGUUUCUGUUUAUGCGUAUGUAAAUUAUUUUGUGCGCAUAGAACAUACAAUAAGUUAUCGUCAACGAUAGCAUAUAAAUAAAUUUCGUUUACUGAA
Plodia interpunctella (Indianmeal moth) is the source of this 1926-nucleotide messenger RNA. RefSeq lists its product as uncharacterized. The coding region runs from base 179 to 1468 and encodes 429 amino acids. The record is from RefSeq and is a predicted model, not a curated record. The transcript is spliced from 3 exons. Lineage: Eukaryota; Metazoa; Arthropoda; Insecta; Lepidoptera; Pyralidae.